Molecule: messenger RNA, 551 nt
Organism: Colletotrichum navitas
Lineage: Eukaryota; Fungi; Ascomycota; Sordariomycetes; Glomerellales; Glomerellaceae
Exons: 3
Coding region: 1-465 (154 amino acids)
Molecular function (GO): metallopeptidase activity
Source: RefSeq, a predicted model, not a curated record
AUGCAUUAUUACGCCGGAUCAGCAUCUGAAUUUCUUGGCCAACACGACGCUGGCCAUACAGCUGCAUUCGUCAAUUGGUUCGGUUCUUUUACCAAAGAGGGGUUUGAUGGAAAAGAUACAGCAGAACAGUAUGCACAAUCAGAAUGGGCGAACCGUGGAAUGAUGCGAUCUUCGGCUGGGUUCUACCUGCUGCAUGAAAUGACACACCUACCUGUUUUAGUAGAAGGAUUCAAAUAUUGGAUACUGAAUAAGGGUGCGUAUCGGUCUUCUGAUUUUGGAUAUACGCCUUCUGAGUGCUCUAACCUACCUGAAAAACGAAGGAUCAGCAACGCCCAGAGUUACGCCAUUUUUGCACUAGAGGUCGCAUCAAACAGCAAGCAUGCAAGUCAGAAAGUCAAGGGUAAUGUUAAAGAUAAAGAUAAUGAAGCAUGUUGGUUGUUGAGAAAAGGACGGAGUAAAGCCUAAAUAUAGCAUUAGGAACUAAAAGAGGAGGGGGGCCUAACAGCGAGGUGUUGUUGUUGUUAUUGUUAUUUUCAUGAAGGCAAAGCGCU